CUAACAUAUGUGAUAUGUCACCUCAUCUCCAACAUUAAUCUUCCUUACAUCCGAUCGGAUCUAUCUGUUCUCCUCUCACUGCACCCGCCAUUUUCGCCCUUCAUGUUUAAUUCUAGUUUUGUACGUUGAUAUUAUCAAUUAGUUUACUCUAAUUAACACUCAUCUCUUCCGUCAAAGACAGCCCAACAUGGUUCCGUUUGUUCUCAUGGGUUUUCCGAAGCUGAAGUUUUUUAUGUUUUUUAUGUUUUUUAUGGUUUUGGUUCCAUGGCCAUGGGUAAGCUCCUUGAAUCGCGAUGCAGCCAUUUUGCUCCGAGUCAAAACCAGUCAACUCACCGAUUCCACUGGUCAACUCAAUGACUGGGUAGAUUCCGCUCCCGGCGCGCCGUGUAAUUGGACUGCCAUUACCUGUGAUGUCCGGACUCAAGCCGUCGUCUCUAUUGACUUCUCUAACUUCGGCCUCUCCGGCCGCUUUCCGGCGGACCUUUGCCGGAUUUCUACCCUUCGCACGCUCAAUCUCACCAAUAACAACUUCGGCGAUUUUAUCUCGUCGGAUUCCUUCUCCCUGUGUUCACAUCUAGAGAGUUUGGACUUGACUUUGAACUUGUUUGUCGGAGAGCUGCCGGAGUUUCUGACGGAGUUCACAAACCUCACCACGCUCGUCCUCGGUGGGAACAAUUUCACCGGAGAAAUUCCGGCCAGCUUUGGCCGUCUGCCGAAACUUCAGACGCUGAAUAUCAUCAAUAACCUCCUCAACGGCUCAAUCCCCGAGUUUUUCUCGAAUCUCACUGAGUUGACGUAUUUAGGAUUCGCCAUGAAUCCUUUCAAAGCCGGUCCGUUGCCUUCCUCAAUCGGACGGCUCACAAAGCUCCGGCAACUCUUUGCACGCAGCGCGAACCUCGCCGGAGCCAUUCCCGACUCCAUCGGGAACCUUGUGUCGCUGCAAAACCUAGACCUGUCUCAAAACGGCCUCACCGGAAAAAUUCCUGAUAGUAUUGGAGCACUAAAGAGCGUCGGUCAAAUAGAGCUUUACAGCAACCAACUCUCCGGUGAAUUACCGGACACAUUUUGGAAUCUCACUUCUCUGGUUCACAUUGACAUUUCUAUGAACAAGCUAACCGGAAGAAUACCGGAAAGCCUUGCCAGUUUACACAUCGAAUCGCUGCAUCUCAACGAUAACAACUUAGAAGGAGAAAUUCCGGUAAGCUUAUCUCUCAAUCCAAAUCUCAGCGACUUAAAGCUCUUCAACAACAGUUUGUCCGGAACACUACCGGAAAAUUUCGGUCUGAAUUCGGAAUUAAGCUUUUUCGAUGUUUCUGGAAACAAUUUAGAAGGUCCAUUGCCUCCGAAUCUGUGUGCCAAAAAGACGCUUCAGAGUUUGAUGGUUUUCAAUAACAGAUUCUCCGGAACCGUUCCCGUAUCUUACGGUGAGUGCAGUUCUCUGACGUACGCGCGUAUACAGAACAAUAAACUCUCCGGAACCCUCCCCGCCGGUUUCUGGGGAUCAACUCAUUACCAAUUAAUUGAACUCCAGAACAACGAAUUUGAAGGUCAGAUUCCUCCUUCAAUCUCCAAUGCUCGAAACAUAUCUCAAAUCCUUAUUUCUGGAAACAAAUUUUCCGGUGAGUUGCCGUCAGAAAUAUGCGAAUUGGAGACUCUUGUUAUUCUAGAUAUGAGCAGGAAUCAAAUUUCCGGUGCGUUGCCUUCGUGUAUAACGAAAUUGAAGAACCUACAGAAGCUGGAGCUUCAAGAGAAUGAGAUCGGAGGUGAAAUCCCCAAAUCAGUUAGGUCAUGGAAUGUAUUGAAUGAAUUGAAUUUAUCUUUCAAUCGGUUAACCGGAGAAAUUCCAAGUUCACUAGGGAACUUAAAGGUGUUAAAUUAUUUAGACCUCUCCAGCAAUAUGCUUACAGGGGAAAUUCCAAUGGCGUUGACCCAACUCAAGCUCAACAAGUUCAAUUUAUCUUACAAUAGGCUUGAAGGUAAAAUUCCCAGUGCAUUUGACAACAAGUUCUUCUAUUCAAGCUUAAUGGGGAACCCCGGUCUGUGUUCAUCGGAUCUUCAAGAUUUUCCUUCUUGCCGGAAAUCCAAACCUGUAAGUGUAUACCUGGUGGCGAUUUUAGCAUCGUGUGCAUUUAUCCUGGUUGUCUCGCUCCUCUGGCUCUUGAUCAAGACAAGAAAGUCAUCGGCAAGAAGGAAAAGAAACGGGCGUUCGUGGAGCAGUACAGCAUUCCAACCGGUGAGGCUCAGUGAAUCAGAUGUGCUGGCUUCUCUGAGCGACGAGAACGUCAUUGCUACAGGAGGGUCGGGCCGGGUUUUCAGAGUCCAGCUGAAAACCGGGCAGCUGGUUGCAGUCAAGAAACUCUGGGAGGCUAACCGGGAAAGAGAAUCCAAAGAGGUAUUCAAAUCGGAGGUUGAAACGUUGGGGAGAGUCCGCCAUGGGAAUAUAGUGAAGCUGCUGUAUAGCUGCAUUGGCGAAGAUUUCAGAAUACUGGUAUAUGAGUACAUGGAGAAUGGAAGCUUAGGAGACGUGUUACAUGGAGAGAAGGGCGGUGUGUUGCUGGAUUGGCCUAAGAGGUUCGACAUUGCAGUCGGGGCGGCUCAAGGACUAGCCUAUCUCCACCAUGAUUGCGUGCCUGCAAUCGUUCACAGGGAUGUUAAAUCUAACAACAUCUUGUUAGAUGGAGAGUUCAGGCCUAAGGUAGCUGAUUUUGGAUUGGCUAAGAUUCUUCGUCGGGAUAUUCCCAAGGGUGACCAAGUCAUGUCCCAUAUUGCUGGUUCCUAUGGUUACAUUGCACCAGAAUAUUCAUACACGUUGAAGAUUACAGAGAAGAGCGACGUGUAUAGCUUUGGCGUGGUAUUGUUGGAGCUGCUAUGUGGUAAAAGGCCAAUUGAUGACUUAUUUGGUGAAAACAAGGACAUAGUAAAGUGGGUUUCUGGAAUUGCAAUCUCAUCUAUGAAGCAAUGGGAUGGGAUUGUUGAUCUGAAUCAGGUUGUGGAUCCUAGGAUGAAUCAAUCUACAUGCGACUAUGAACAGAUGAAGAAGGUUUUUGAUGUUGCCCUUCUUUGUACAUCGGAAUUGCCGAUUCACAGGCCCUCCAUGAGAAAGGUGGUUGAAUUGCUAAAGAGAACCCCUGAGAGCCAUUCAUUGUCCUCAGAUAGAUAGCCACUUCUCCCCUGGUAACACAUUAUGGUUUCACCAUUUUUGUAGAUAUGUUGUUUGAUAGAAUGUCACUCAGAUCUUAUAGUGCACCCUUAGUCAUUUCAGAAUUUAGGAAUGAUAUCUUGCCAAGAUGCUGUCUUGGACAGGUACUUUUACCUGUAAUUAGGACAACAAUUGUACAUCACUAUUAAUGGAAAGUAAUAUUGUUCACCCUA
Ipomoea triloba (trilobed morning glory) is the source of this 3372-nucleotide messenger RNA. RefSeq names its product LRR receptor-like serine/threonine-protein kinase HSL2. The coding region runs from base 188 to 3160 and encodes 990 amino acids. Gene Ontology annotation, molecular function: receptor serine/threonine kinase binding; protein kinase activity; ATP binding. The transcript has 2 exons. The record is from RefSeq and is a predicted model, not a curated record. Gene Ontology annotation, biological process: protein phosphorylation. Lineage: Eukaryota; Viridiplantae; Streptophyta; Magnoliopsida; Solanales; Convolvulaceae.